GGUAAACAAACGCCACUCGCAAUCCGCUCAGCUGUUCGGCAUUUGAGUCGUACGCGUGUACCUAAAUUAUUCGCAUGAGUCCGAUCCGGGAUGGACUAUUUACAGACCAUUUGUCGGAUCUGUGAAUCCCAGGAAAACUUGUGCGAUUUAACCAACAAGCUGAACGAAAAUGUAGCCCAGAAGCUAGUGGCGCUGACCACCAUUAGGAUCCAACCAAACGACCCGCUUCCGCGAUGCAUUUGUGUAGAGUGCGUGAACACACUGAAUCUGGCGUACGACUUCCUGCUGCGAUGCGAAGCAGCCGAGCAGAAGUUACAAGAGGAGAUCCAGAAGCAGUGUGCUGAUGAGGAAGGGCUUACAGUGGUAGUUGAGGUUGAGAAACCCAUGGUCGAGUAUUUGUUGGACACGCGCGGUGAUGAGAGCUUGGAAGAGGAGGAUGAUCGAUCCCCAAUUGACGAUGACACUGUCGAGGAAAUUGUAGAGGAGGAGGAUCAAGAAGAUGAUAAAUGCCAGACUGUGAUGGCAUUGGAAGAAGAACGAUUGGAAGGGAGUGAAGAGAUGGAGCUGAUCUAUGAAACCAUACCGGGAAAGUACACCAUUGAAAAUUGUUUGGAGGAAGAGGAACUAGAACCCAAAGUAGAGUUUGAUAUCGGGGAGGAAACUUUGAAGGAUACUACCAUAGAGGAAGCCUACAGUCCAUCCACCCAGCCGAACGAGAGUGAUGGAAAAUUUCAAUGCGAAACGUGUGGCGCAAGCUUCGAAAAAUGUACCGAACUGUAUCAGCACAUCAAAAACCACGGCAAAGCACGCUUUCAGUGCAAGGAGUGCGGUCGGUGGUUUUCGCGGCGGGCUCAUCUUCUGAGCCACGAAGUUAUACACACUGGCGAGCGAAACUUCCAGUGUCAAAGCUGUCCCAAUGCUUACAAAAGUGGUCGAAAUUUGAGGAGACACGUUAAGAGUGCCCAUCUGGGGGAGAAGCCCUUCGUGUGUGAUCUCUGUGGGAAGGAGUUUUCCCAAAAGACGGUUCUGGAGGCACAUCACAGUACUCACAUCCAGGAGAAGAAGUUCUCCUGUGAGGUGUGUUUGAAAUUGUUCAAAUCGAGCAAAUCACUUAAAUUGCACCUGGUCCGACACGUGCGGAUCGAGAAACCCAAACAGGAAACCGAUCCAUUGGAGUGUGAUGUUUGCCAUAAGUUCUACUCGAGUAAGAUUUCGCUGAGGAGUCACAAACAAAUGCAUUCGGACACGAAGAUCGCGUGCACGUUUUGUGGUAAAAGUUUCAAAAUAUUGGCCCAUUUGAAGGUCCACCUGCGAAGUCACACCAAAGAGCAGCCAUAUGAGUGCGGCGAAUGUCACAAAAAAUUUGGCUACGAAUCCUCGCUGAAAACCCACCAACUGGUCCACUCAAACGAACGACCAUACAAGUGUGACCUGUGCAACGUUUCGUUUCGUCAACUGAACCAUUUGAAAGGACACAGAUUUCUACACAGCGGAGAGAAACCCUUCGAGUGUGAGGUGUGCAAGAAGACGUUCGCUCUCCGAGGAAACCUAACGAUACACAUGCGAACUCAUGGGGGGCCGGACAGCAGUCCUUUCCAGUGCCGUUUGUGUGAGGGAAAAAAGCUGAACGAUUCAAAUGCAAUGAAGCGGCACCUAAAGGUGCAUCCCACAGCGAAGGUCGUGAAGAUGGGCACACUGACGGUCAUAGUGGAGCAGGAUGUGGUGGUGGAACAGGAAACGACAAACCAAUUGGCGGUAUUCGAAAAGCCGUUGGAUGGGCAGCAGUUGGUAGAAGCGGUACAAAGCUGACAUUGAAGAUGGCAUAUACUCGAAAUAUCACAUUUAUUCUUGUUAAUAGCCGUAUCUGCUUCUGUUCGAACGUAUUCGGAAGGAGUAUCUUUGGUUCCGGCCCUAUGAAUCCACUUUCAAAUGUAAACACUGUUGGUGUUACAGGGUGUUACCAGAUGUGUUUGGAAAUUUCAAACUUAUCUAGGGAAGUUGAAUUGUCAAAUCCAGGGCGGCCACCCAUUCAGGAAAAGCGGGAAAUGCGGGAAAAGUAGGGAAUCGAAAUCCAUCGGAAAAAGUCGGGAAUCGCUUCAUGAAGACUGGAUUUUUCGCUCAGUUUCUUUUCGGCGUUCUAAAAUGUUAUAGCGAAUUCGUUUUUAAAACUGAGUCAGUGCCAAACUGACUCUGUAAUAAAAAAAAACGUUUUCAGUUUCAUGAAUUCGGUGGUUUGUUGGUGUGCGUUAUAUAGUCUGAUUUGUUUACAUUUGCGACGACAAAUGUACAGUGUUGACAUCUGGUGGUGAUAUUAGUGCUUAGGAGGUAAAUUAUUCUCCAUCAGAUCAAAAGUGCCAAGUGCAGUGUAAAAAUAUAAAAGUUUGAAUGAAAAUUUUUACUUUAUAUUUUUUGAUUACCUAACAUAUGUAGUUCUGACACUCACUUAACCAUUUGUCGAUGCUUUUCCUGUUUGU
Messenger RNA from Toxorhynchites rutilus septentrionalis, 2474 nucleotides. RefSeq names its product gastrula zinc finger protein XlCGF57.1-like. Gene Ontology annotation, cellular component: nucleus. The record is from RefSeq and is a predicted model, not a curated record. NCBI's taxonomy places the organism in Eukaryota, Metazoa, Arthropoda, Insecta, Diptera, Culicidae. Gene Ontology annotation, molecular function: zinc ion binding. The transcript is spliced from 4 exons. The coding region runs from base 91 to 1809 and encodes 572 amino acids.